Messenger RNA from Folsomia candida, 1348 nucleotides. It is a transcript of the gene beta4GalT7, whose product is annotated as xylosylprotein 4-beta-galactosyltransferase. The transcript has 6 exons. The coding region runs from base 353 to 1309 and encodes 318 amino acids. The record is from RefSeq and is a predicted model, not a curated record. Gene Ontology annotation, molecular function: xylosylprotein 4-beta-galactosyltransferase activity. Gene Ontology annotation, biological process: proteoglycan biosynthetic process; carbohydrate metabolic process. Lineage: Eukaryota; Metazoa; Arthropoda; Collembola; Entomobryomorpha; Isotomidae.
GAAGAGAAAGGUUCUUGUAUUCCUCCCGUGUUGAAGUUUUUGGCCAAAUCCGGUCUAGAUUUUUGCCAACAAGACUGACUGAGAUUUGAAAUUGUGCAAAAAAAUUAGCGUAGGAGGAGCAUCACGUUUUUUAUCGUUGUUGGACAGGAACCAUCAUUUACCGGUGUCUGUAGUGGUGCAUGGUGACGUAAUUAUUAGCGAGAUAAAUUAGCACGUAGUUAAUUUUUUACUGAAUCACACCACUAGAAUAAUUACGACUUCUUCCCAUGGGGAAAGGGGGACGAGGCGAAGAGGGGUUGCAACUGGAUCUUCAGAAUUUAGUGGUCAUCCGCCAGGUAGUCGAGGUGGAUUGAUGGGCUUGGCGACAAGGUUGAGCAGAGGAUGGCGAUCGAGGAUAAAAUAUCUCCUCGUUGCCCUCGUGGGAGGUUGCCUUAUCGUCGUAGUUAUCCUAUCACUUGGAAUUGUAGGGGGAGGAAUUCAGCCAAAAAGAGAUGCAAGUUAUGAGAAUUAUCAAUCAUCAUCAACCGGGGACGUUCUUGCUGUAAUUGUCCCGUUCCGCGACCGUUUUGAAGAACUACUCUCCUUCGCACCUCACAUCCACCGCUUCCUCUCCGCCCAACGGGUCGCCCACACCAUCUGGCUCGUCAACCAGGUGGACGAAUUUCGCUUCAACCGGGCCUCCCUGAUCAACAUUGGCUUCAUCGAGGCAACAAAGAACAAUCCGACUGUGAAUUAUAUGGCGAUGCAUGACGUGGACCUUCUCCCACUUAAUGAUAAGUUGCCAUACGGUCAUCCCGGUGUUGGAAAUGCAGUCCAUGUCGCAUCGCUCCACCCAAAAUAUAAUUAUGCCUCCUUUAUCGGCGGAAUUCUGAUCCUUGAUGUCACCGAUUUCCAACGUGUCGACGGAAUGAGCAACAUUUAUUGGGGGUGGGGUUUAGAAGAUGACGAAUUUUGGUUGAGACUGAAACAUAACGGGAUCAAGGUCAAACGAGCCAACAAAGGACUCGGGACGGGGAGGAAGGAUACCUUUAGUCACAUCCACUCACCAAAACUUCGUGUCCGUGACCGUGCCAAAUGUUUCGACCAAUGGGAAAAAACAAGGAAGCGAGACCGUGCCACAGGCCUACGCAACGUCAACUACACCCUUUUAUCUCAGGUUGAGAUGAGUGUCGAGGAUGCCCAUCUUACCGUUCUUAACGUCAGGCUGCACUGUGACCGUGAGCUUACGCCAUGGUGUCAAUGCCCAGAUCCAGUCAACAAUAACAAUACGCUUUCCAAUAAUAAUAAUCAACCACCUCGUCAGCACUGACGUAAAUAAUAAAUCCUUUUGUACCUCUGACGAUAGAAA